AUGACUGGAAAAAUGCAAGCCAAGUUGGUUCAGGAAGCACUCAUUAUGGCAGCUGAAGCUGGAUUACGUGUCUAUUCUGUAACAGCAGAUGGUACUUCUGUCAAUUUCACCAUGUUCAGUGAACUUGGCUGCAAGUUUACAACAUCAUAUGAAAGCAUGAUUACCAAGUUUAAACACCCUACUCAAAACUACUUUGUAUAUGCAAUUUUGGACCCAUGUCACAUGCUUAAAUUGGCAAGGAAUGCUUUGGGUCACUUAGGCUCUAUCGUUGACUGUGAAAACAAUAUUAUUACAUGGAAAUUAUUUUCAUCACUCAAUAAAAUCCAAGAGUGUGAAGGUUUCAAAUUAGCAAACAAGUUUUCAUCAAGACAUCUCCAGUUUUUGAUGCACAAAAUGAAUGUCCAACUAGCAGCCCAAACCCUUAGCUCAUCUGUAGCAGAUGCUAUUGAAUUUUUAGAUAAAUCAAUGAAACUUAAAGAAUUUCAAAACUCAAUCGGCACUGUUAAAUUUAUCAGAAUAGUGGAUAGAUUAUUUGACAUUCUAAACUCUCGAAACCCAAUUGCAAAAGGAUUUAAACAACCACUGCGUCCUCAAUCGAGAAACACAUGGGAAGAAAUCUUGAAGCAUUCUGCUGAGUAUUUGCUCAGUUUAAAAACACAUGACAGUACCAACCAAUUGUUGGUCACACAUCAAAGAAAAACAUUCAUUACUGGCUUUGUCACAACUAUUAAAUCGACAAUUGAUAUGACAACAGCAAUGUUCAGUGGUGAAAAUGCUUUCAAAUAUCUGCUUACUUACAGGUUCUCACAGGAUCACAUUGAACUCUUAUUUUCGUGUAUAAGAGCACGGGGUGGCUGGAACAAUAAUCCGAACUGCCUACAACUGAAGUAUGCAAUGAGGAAAAUGCUGUUGAGGAACACAAUCACAGCCUCAAAAAAUGCCAACUGCCUGACAUUUUCUGAUUCCACAACAACAAUUAUCCCAUUCUUUCACUCCCAGAAACACAAAGCACCUUUAAAAGAAACUCCAACAGAUAACCUGGACGAACCUGAAAGCAGUCCUGAAGAGGACCUACUCUGCAGUCACUUAAAUUCACCCGGUACAUCCGAAUUUCUGUCCAACAUCCUGUUUUACAUCAGUGGUUACAUUGUUUUCAAACUGGUCAAAAAACUAUCUUGUGAGUUAUGCAAGCGAUGUCUACUUUCUCACUUCAACUCUGAAACUUCAUACCAUGAUUACUGUGCUAUGAAUUACAGUCAAAUUGCACCUGCAUCAACAUUCACAUUAUUUGUGAACAAUGGUGGCCUAAAAAUACCGUCACAGUCUGUUUACAACAUUAUUGAAUUUGCUGAAAAAUUAUUUAAAGUAAAUGUUUAA
This is a messenger RNA of Paramuricea clavata, 1377 nucleotides long. The record is from the annotation of a GenBank genome assembly. NCBI's taxonomy places the organism in Eukaryota, Metazoa, Cnidaria, Anthozoa, Malacalcyonacea, Plexauridae.